UUUGCCCAUAGCUAAGAUGGCGGAAUGUCUACCUACACACACACACACGCGCGCGCGCGGUAGGGGUGAGAGGUCGAAGGCGGAAGGUUUCGCAGCGGGAAGAUGGUGGCGCAGGAGCCGCUCCGCGUGGUGCGCUGCGGCGGCAGCAAGUUGAGCGGCGCCAGAGCGGCGUUCUCCGCCGAUGCCAAGUACCUUUUAUGUGCCUCAGGAGACUACGUGAAAGUGUACAGCACAGUUACUGAAGAAUGUGUACACGUCCUGCAGGGUCACUCAAACCUGGUGACAGGAAUCCAACUUAACCCGCAAAACCACAUGCAGCUGUAUUCUUGCUCUUUAGAUGGCACCAUUAAACUCUGGGACUUCACAGACGGAAUUCUCAUUAAAACUUUUGUUGUUGGAUACAAACUUUAUGCAUUCUAUAUGCUUGCUGAUUCUGAGGGUUCAGUAUUCGUUAUAAUUCCAAGGAAAAAUGAGGAUGCAUCAGAUUCAUUCCAGCUUGCUUCUGUGAAACUGCCAAAAACACCAGACCAAGAAGUGGAAGCCAAGGAUCUGUCUUUGAUUUUGGAUGAUAUAGGCCAGUCGCCCAAAUGUACUGCGUUUGGAAGAGAAGGUGAAUAUGUGGCAUCAGUGCGUGGUCUUCAUCUCCUUGUUUAUUUUUUCAAAAAGAAGAAGAUUAACAGGUUUCCUUUAAGUGCAACAAGUAGAAAAGGUGCAAACAACUAUUUUACUUGUGUAGCUUGUCACCCUAAAGAAGACUGUAUAGCCAGUGGACAUAAAGAUGGCAAGAUUCGUCUCUGGAGAAAUUUUAACCACAAAAGAGAAUACACUUUCUCCACGUUGCACUGGCACCAUGAUCAAGUCAUGGAUUUAGCUUUUUCUGUGGAGGGUAACAGCCUGCUGAGUGGUGGGGUUGAGUCUGUACUGGUUCAGUGGCGUGAUGGAUCAGAUUGUAAGAAGGAAUUCCUGCCCCGUUUGGGAUCUACUAUUGAACACAUUUCUGCCUCACUAGAUGGAUCUUUCUAUUGUACCUCUCACUCAGAAAACAAAAUAACAAUUAUACACAGCAACCUGCGCGUUUCUGCUGUAAUUCAAGGAUUAGUCAAAGGCAGUGAUGUCAAGACUGGUUUGGUGGUUGAUCCUAGAACUAAAGCUUUGGUUCUGAAUGGAAAACCUGGUCAUGUGCAGUUCUAUUGUCUCAAAACUGACAAACAGUUGUACAAUGUAAUUUUGCUCUUGUGACUCAUCGAUAUUGUGCAGCAGUAAUAUAUCCAUCAAGUAGGUCUAAACCAGGUUGAAUUGGUGAAGGCUGCAUUUAGUACUCGAGGCAGUUGGUUGGCAACAGUGGAACAGCGAGAAGAAAAGGAAACGGAACUUGAAUUACAGAUGAAACUGUGGAACUAUGAUGAGCAAACACAAAGUUUUACUCUGAACACCAGAAUAAAUAUGCCACACGAAGGUCAUGUAACAGCUCUGUGUUUCCGUGACACAGAUGAAUUGGAAGAUAGAACUCCUACCUUGGUAACAGCUGGCAAGGAUGGUCGAUUUAAAGUCUGGGUGUUAGAGAAUGACUCUGACGCAGAGAAACCAAGUAUGGGAUGGAGCUGUGAUUUUGUGGGCAGUUAUCAUAACUACCCAGCUAAUACCUGCUGCUUCUCAGAAGAUGGCUCUUUGCUUGCUGUUAGCUUUGAAAGAACAGUCACUGUGUGGGACUCGGAUACCUGGGAUCUUAAAUGCACAUUUUGUCAUCCUCCUGGAAAAAUACGAAACCUGUGUUUUGGGAGACUAAGUUGUUCCAAAUACCUCCUUGGUACCACUGAUAAUGGCUUUCUCUGUUGCUGGAACCUGCUCAGCUGUGCAUUGGAAUGGAGCGCACAGCUCAACAUAAUGGUUCUGCAGCCAGACCCCCUUUCAGAAAACAUUGCUGCAUUCUCACGGCUCGUGGACAGUUCUGACUUGUUUAUAUUUAAACCAAAUGAGCCAAGGCCAUUCUGUAUCCAGAGAAAUCUCUGUAGAGAGCGAGUCCAGUGGGCUGUCUUCAUUCCAAGAGAUGUCCCUGAAUCAGUUGGCUCAGAAAAACACCAGUGGUUAAGCAGAUCUCAACUUUAUGUCCUGACUGAAACACAGGAUCUACUGACUUUUAGCACAAAGUCCGCAGAAGAGAGGCUUACGCCGUCAAGCAAACAGUUGGCAGUAGAGGAGAGUCUCCUUGUGACCCCCUUUUAUUUGCUAUUGGGAAAACACAGACAUCAACAGAAAUCAAAAGAGAAUGCCACUCUUGGGACAGCCGUCUUCCAAAGUCACGUAACCCAAGAUUCACCUGCAAUCAAAGAGCUCCUACACACUCCUGCACAUGUGUUGCCAUCUGCUUCUUUCCUGUGUUCCAUUUUUAUUAAUUCAAUGCUGAUAUCCAAGGAGAAUAAAAGUGCUGAAGAAGUGGUGGAUGAAGUUGAAAUGGACAGUGAAAAAGCAGAGGAUGAGUCAGAUGAGGAUGUAGAGCUUAAUGAGGUGGAACAGGAUAUAAAUACUACAGCGUUUUUGGGUGAAAUUACACCUAAACUGUCUAAAUCUCAGGAAAAAGAACUGCGAAAGAUAAGAAGAAUGGACUACAGUUGGAUAGCUGCUCUCUAGAAACAUCAGUAUAUGCAUUUUAUAGUUUCAUAUGAAUUUAAAUAUUAAUGUUAAUGGAUUAAAUACUGUGUUCUCCCAAAAAGGCUCUUUCAAUCAUU
Molecule: messenger RNA, 2726 nt
Organism: Pelodiscus sinensis (Chinese soft-shelled turtle)
Lineage: Eukaryota; Metazoa; Chordata; Testudines; Trionychidae
Source: RefSeq, a predicted model, not a curated record